AUGCCUCACAAACAUAAGAAGAGCAAUGUCCACAAGAACGGCGCUCUAAAAGUAGAGCAAAAGGAGAUUCUUUCUGAUACCCCCGGUGCUUUCCCUGCCACUAAUUACAAAGAAAUUCAUAAGAAUGAGGCAGAUGCCUUGCGCUCAAUCUACUCAACAGACUUUAACGAUGUAGAAGUUCGAGAAGCAGCUUGGCAUCAAGCGUCUGAAGUAUCUUUCAAAUUAUGUCUAAGGGCGUCCUCCAACCCGGAUGUGCGAGUUGAGCUGUUCGUUUCGUUGCCUGCCACAUAUCCAAAAACAGUACCGAACUUGGCUAUCCAAGGCCUCGAUGACCUGCGGAAGGGAGCCAAAUCUAGGAUCAAGGAUGUUAUUGAGACGAAACCCAAGACUCUCCUUGGGUCGGAAAUGAUUUACGAACUUGCGUUAUCAAUCCAGAAUAUUCUUGAAGAUGUCGCAUUGUCCCAAGCCGAGGACAAAGAUAUUCCAAGUCUAGAAGAGGAGCGUAUAGUCCAAGAAGCCGCAGCAAUCCAACAGGCCGAGGAACGAAAGAAAGAAGAGCUGAGGAGGCAGGAACAAGCCGCUGCGGAAGAAGAAAAAGCUUUACAAAUACUACUCGAGAGCAAAAUCAAGCAGAGGCAAAGAGCCAAAGAACAAUCUUCGCGGCGGAGAAGUAAGGGAAUGCUUGAGGGAGUUGAAUCACUUGGCCCAUCUGAGGAUAGUUCUGGUGCCGUCUCGUUCGAACCUCCGUUGGUAAUGAAUGACUCCAAUGGACGACUCAUUAACUUCCGGUCAGUGGUCGGGAAGACGCUGAUUGGAAGCUCCUCACACAAGGAGACAUUUACGGUGCGGCCCGUAGCUUCUGGCGAUGGAUUUCGUGCCCCAUUGCUCGUCCUCAAGGAGUUAUUUCUUCGUGAGAAGGACGCAGGCCACCGUGACCUUCGUCAAGAAAUAAGGUCUAGCGAAGAGAAGCUCGAAAUCCUAAAACGGCUUAGACAUCCGAACCUAGUUGAUUUUAUUGGGUUUAAGAUAUAUCGUUCCAUCGAUACAGAGGCUUCCCAUGAGAGCACCUGGCAUAUAUACACCCUUUUUGAGUAUGCCAACAAAGGGUCGCUCUUAGAGCUCCUUGACAUUGUCGGGAGUGUAGCUGAUAACACUACCAGGGCCUGGAUGAUCCAGUUACUUGAGGCGGUAGAGUUCUAUCAUCGACAUGGAAUCGUCCACGGUAACGUUCACAGUGGAAGAGUGCUAUUAUUCAGAAACCGGACAAGCAGCACCGUAGUCAAGCUCCUGAGUGGCGUAGAGGAAUCUCUGCCAGUCCCAUCUGGAGCGAAACGAACCCUUGCUUCCUCGCAAUCUCCGUUCUGGAUACCACCAGAACUCACACAGGAAGGUUCGAGUCCGAGCACCAAAACUGAUGUGUGGGAUUUGGGAAUAGUUUUUCUCCAGAUGAGUUUUGGCAAGGACGUGAUGCAGCGGUAUACAUCUGCAAAUGCACUUAUGAACGCGAUAGACCUUUCCACUCCCUUAGAGGAAAUUCUCAAAGAGAUUUUCAAACCUGACCCCAAAAAACGCCCAACCGCGUUUCAGAUCAAACCUUUCGAAUUCUUUCGAAGUGAUGCUCCGUUCGUGGACGUGUCUGUCGCAUCUAAUUCACAGCCUUUACAACGGCAGACCCGGCUUGAUUCUCAUGGGGUCUUGCCUUCGUUUUCUCGGUAUGGACAGGAUUUUGAUGAAGCCGGGCGUUUGGGCAAGGGAGGCUUCGGUCAAGUAGUGAAGGCACGCAAUAAGCUUGAUGGAGGAUUUUACGCGAUCAAGAAGAUAUCUUCCAAAUCUGGAAUUGCCCUGAAGGACACGUUAUCCGAAAUUAUGUUGCUCUCCAGGCUCAAUCAUCCAUAUGUCGUCCGUUAUUUUACUGCCUGGCUCGAGCGAGACUAUAAUACUGCUGACGAGGAAGCGGUAUCGUCUACCGAAGAAAAUCCGCAUCACUCUGGGAACGGCGUGGAAUUUGGAUAUAGCACAAGCGGACUUGACUUUAUAAGCUCAAAAGGAUAUCCUGAGAUCGAGUUCGGAUAUGACAGCGAUGAACAUGCUGAUGCUGAAGCGGAUUCGGAGCAAUUCGGGAACCAAAGGCAACAAAGCUCGUCGAAAACAGAUGAGGGACCAAACCUCGAACGGCGGACGUCCGGAUCAUCGUUUCAACACGUUACCACUACUCUUUAUAUUCAGAUGGAAUACUGUGAGAAGCACACACUUCGCGAUUUAAUCAGGAACGGAUUACAUGACGAUAUUGAGUCCUCUUGGAGAUUAUUUCGGCAGAUCUUGGAUGGGCUAAGCCAUAUCCAUAGUCAUGGUAUAAUUCAUAGGGAUCUAAAGCCAGAUAAUAUAUUUAUUGAUAUUGCGAAUAAUCCCCGCAUCGGCGACUUCGGUCUGGCUACAACCGGUCAAUUCACAACAGCAUUUCGGUCAUCCAACACCACAGAUAUCGGCGGCGAGUAUACCCGUAGUAUUGGAACCACGUAUUACGUCGCUCCAGAAAUGAAAUCUGUGUCAGUUGACCAUUACAAUGAGAAAGUUGACAUGUACUCUCUUGGCAUAAUAUUCUUCGAAAUGUGCCAUCCUCUCAAGACGGCCAUGGAGCGUGAUCACACCUUAAAAGCAGUUAGGGAAAAGGUCCACACUCUUCCAGCAACUUUUGAGUUACCUGAGAAGGCUGUACAAGGUGAAAUAAUUGAAUCACUGUUGAGCCAUCGUCCAAGUGAACGACCGACAGCAGCGGAGCUUCUCCAGAGUGGGAAAAUUCCGCUGCAAGUUGAAGAUGAAAUGUUUCGAAAAGCCAUUAUGGGAAUUUUGUCAGACCCUAACUCUCCGGACUACAAGAAAAUCCUAUCAGCCAUUUUCUCCCAACGCCCCAGAAAAUUUGAAGAUAUCGCAUGGGAUAUGGAUUCUCGUAGGACACCACCAGUUUCUGAGGUAUUGCUUCAUAGCUUGGUUAAGGAAAAAUUGACAUCGAUAUUUCGUAAGCACGGGGCGGUGGAGACGACGAGGAGUUCGUUAUUUCCACGCUCUGAGCACUACCCUUCUGGUGUUGUUCGCCUUUUGGAUCCUGCAGGGAACCUAGUUCAACUGCCAUACGAUCUUACUCUUCCAAACGCACGUUCCAUUUCUAGAUUAGACUCGUCCAUUGAGAAGACUUUCACUUUUGGAACGGUCUACCGCGAGUCCAUACACGGAGGGGCGCCUCGUUGCCACCAAGAAGUUGACUUUGACAUGAUAUCUCACAACACGCUAGAUUUGACGUUAAAGGAGGCAGAGGUCAUGAAAGUCAUGGACGAAAUUCUGAAUGAGUUUCCGUCACUGCGGUCUGUGCCAAUGUGUUUUCACAUUAAUCAUUCGGAUCUCUUGGACGCGAUUAUGGUAUUCUGUCGAAUCAGUCCUCAGCAAAAACCAGUCGUGAAGGAAAUCCUCAGCAAGUUGAACGUUGGACCAUAUACAAUGCAGAAAAUUCGAAGUGAACUUCGCUCUCCAGCUGUCGGAAUCGCCUCUACGUCUAUUGAUGAUCUUACCCGGUUCGACUUUCGAGAUAGUCCAGAUAAAGCCUUAAAACGACUUCUUGCGAUUAUGGAGGGAACGGAGUAUGCAGACCGUCUCGCUCCAAUAUUCGCUCGCUUAAACGCGGUGGUAUCGUAUUUAAAAGGGUUUCACGUUAAGAGAAAGAUCUACGUGAACCCCUUGAGUAGCCUUAACGACAAAUUUUUCCGGGGGAGUAUUCUCUUCCAAUGUGUUUCCGACACAAAGAGGCGAGAUGUAUUUGCAGCCGGAGGAAGAUAUGACAGUCUCAUUCAAGAAUUCCACCCUAAAGUUCUGUAUGGUACCCAGCGUCAUGCCGUGGGAUUCAACCUUGGAUGGGAAAAGUUAUGUCUGUCAAUGUCAAACCAUUUGAAAGGGUCAAAUAAAGCUUUCCUCAAACACGCAGAGGCAGAGAUUAGUGGAAUUUGGCGGUCGAGACGGUGUGAUGUCCUUGUUGCUAGCUUCGACGCAACGGUCCUUCGCACCGUUGGUGUUGGAGUCAUUCAAGAACUUUGGGCACAUGGGAUUAGUGCUGAACUUUCCGUUGACACCUCCUCUCUGGAAGAAAUCCUCUCACGGUACAAAAAUGACAGUCACAGCUGGGUCGUGAUCGUCAAGCAGGACAGCAUGGAGAGAGGUUUGAAGGUUAAACAUAUUAGCACUAAAGAAGAGUUUGAGGUGAGAAGCUCUGAGUUGGCGGGAUGGCUUCGAGGCGAAAUCGGUGCACGUAAUCAGCGUGAGCAUCAAACGGGCACUGGAAAACCGCUAAAGCAUUUGAACCACCAAGAGUGCGGCUUUUCGACCAGAGAAAAAGAUCCAGAUGUAAGGAUUUUGACAGCGUUGCACCGGAAUAAGAAAACAAAUAGGCGAAACAUCAUUGAAACUGCCAUUCGUGAAUCUCGUAACGUAAUGGACAGAGCGCUCGAGGGGCCUAUUGCGGCAAUUGAUACCCGAGACGAAGUUUUGGAGGUCCUACGGCAUACGCGCCUUUCAGACGCUGAUAGCUGGCGUACGGUUAUACAGAACGGGCCGUUGACGGAGAGGAAAUAUAUGGCCCAGCUCCAUGAAUUGCUUAACGACCUCGCUAACGAACGGCGGGAUCCUCAAGAUGGGAAAGAGAAUUAUCGGAAUGCGUUCAUUUACAACUAUCGUACUGGUAGUUGUAUCUACUAUGAUCUCUCACGCAGUAAUGAGAAAUGA
Molecule: messenger RNA, 4767 nt
Organism: Paracoccidioides brasiliensis Pb18
Product: PEK/GCN2 protein kinase
Exons: 7
Coding region: 1-4767 (1588 amino acids)
Biological process (GO): DNA damage checkpoint signaling; regulation of translational initiation by eIF2 alpha phosphorylation
Molecular function (GO): ATP binding; eukaryotic translation initiation factor 2alpha kinase activity; protein binding
Source: RefSeq, a predicted model, not a curated record